Pyricularia oryzae 70-15 is the source of this 1494-nucleotide messenger RNA. RefSeq lists its product as uncharacterized. Gene Ontology annotation, molecular function: oxidoreductase activity. The transcript is spliced from 3 exons. Lineage: Eukaryota; Fungi; Ascomycota; Sordariomycetes; Magnaporthales; Pyriculariaceae. Gene Ontology annotation, cellular component: mitochondrion. Bases 298 to 729 code for a protein of 143 amino acids. The record is from RefSeq and is a predicted model, not a curated record.
CAAAUUGCACCCAUGCAAGCCAUGCUAAGUUGGUGCACCCAUGUCGAAAGUUCUGGUGCUCUUGCCCGCUGGUCCGUCCGUAUUCCAGGCACCCCACUGUGUCCAAGCUCCAAGCUGAGCUCCGGUCGGAGCUAUGGAGCUCGGUAGCUCGGCGGCGGCCAGAAAAGGUAAUAACGACAUCAUCGCGCCAGCCAAAAAGCAACAACCAGGUACAAGCCGCGACAACACUCAAUCGUCAACAACCUCGACGUUAACUUUUCGACAACAAAUAACGAUCCACAUCGACUAACCUUCAAGAUGUUCCGCUCAUUCAAACCCCGCGACACGGUGACGCUCUUCCACAAGGCCAGCAGCCCAGCCUCGAUGAGGGUCCUGACGCUGCUCAAGCAGACGGCAGCCAGCGCCAGCGAGACGGCGACCGAGGAUCAGGUCGGCGACCACUCCGCGCACAAUGAGACGCAGCGCUCGCGCCCCGAGUUCGAGCUCAACGUGACCGAGGACCUGCCCACCGAGGGACAGCUGCAGACAAUCCUGGAGUAUAUCGGCCAGCCCGCCAUCCCGGAGCUCGUCAAGGGCGCCAACUCCGUCACCGAGGCGCUCAAGAAGUACAAGUCGGACAAGGAGAGCUUCCAGAGGCCUGUGGUUGUGGACUGGAACAAUGGAAGGGCCGCGAUUGGAGAGAACGAGUCGCAGAUUCUAAAGAUGCUGAACGAGCUCAAGAAGGAUUAGGAGAGUGGCUUGCUGGUGUUACAGUCUCCAUAGCCAUGGCCCUGCUUGCAAAUACUUGUCAAACCGCAUAAAAGGAUCCGGCGCGAUAUAAUGAAGCGUCACAUUUUUAGUUUCCUGACAAGGCCUGUACGAGUUGUUCAGUCUGAAUGAUAAAGCGCUGAGGUGCGAAACUCCCCUCUCUCCAUGUGACUUCUUUUUUGUUUAGUCAAAUUUGUAUGAUUUACUACGAGCACUCUUUUUCCUUGUCUUGUCUGGUAAACGCCACUUCUAGAAGACGGAAGAAAGUUUUGUUUGGCAUGGGUAAUGCCGCUUGUCAAUAUGACGGUGAGGUGGUGUGACAUAGGGGCGGCGCUCCCGUCGUUUGUUUGCACUUGGCGAUUGGACGGGUUAAUAUCCGCCAACAAUGUUUUUCUUACCUGGCUACUUGUUGCCUCGUUUGCGUCUAUAGCUUGUUGAUACGGGUUUCGCCGGGCUGUCAAUCUCAGGGAGAUUGUUGGAGGGAUUGGUUUUCUGUCCUAAUCUGAGUAUAGGGGCUUCUCACUCUUAUACCGCUCUUCUACACCUUCAAUGAGCGUUUAUUUGGCCAUCGGUGAUAUAUGUGGUCAACGGCCUAUACGCUCUAUCAGGCUUGGGCAAACGCCAGGGGGACACGAACAUUGGGUCAAAUUCCCUGUAUAUCUACACGACUGUGCGCUUAAGGACUUCAGUACUAAGAGCAGCAUCUCCUCAAACACGACAAGGCAUGAAUUCUUGCACUUUGAGGGA